UCAUAUGUUGUCGUUUUCUAUAAAGGCAGACGAACGAGACGGACACCGCCAUUGCUAAACGAUAGUAGUCGCUCCUUAUCAGUGCACCUUUGUCAAACUGUUCCAUCAUAUACUCUACAGAAUGUCUGACAAAAAAGAUUACAGCAUUUCUCCAAGCCUUUCCCGGCAGUUAGAGGAACCUUCUUGUCAGAGAGGACCCCUGAUGCAGAACACCAGUUAUUCCAACCUGCCUGAAUUCAGUGUCUCACCUCAUGGUCCAUGCUACCACUAUCCUCUAAUAUGGACCCCAAGUAUUCCUCCAACAGCUGCAUAUGGAACCACUGCUCCAGUUGUUAGUUAUGGACAGAUGGCGGUUGCACCCCCACCAUCGUAUUCAGAAAGCUUAACUCAUCCCAUUGUUGCUUCCCAGCCAGGUGCUCCACAUCAGUAUCCUCAGUAUUCGUCAGCAACUGCUGCCGCUGCAGCAUCAGCACAACAACUGCAAAUGAUGUACUUACAGAACUUCGCUGCUGCCCAGCAGGCACAAAAGGUCGCAUAUGCUCAACAGCAGGCAUACCAGCAACAUCAAAUGUACAUACAGCAGCCUACAGCUUAUCCUCAGCAAGUUACUGGUUAUUACCCUGCACAUGCUGCAGCUAUGCAACCAGGACAAAAUGUGUUGGUAAUGAAUGGCUAUGAUGCAGGAGCACGCUUUGAUGCCAUUGCUCAGCAGUCCAUUCCACCCCCUCCUCCUGGUAUUGCCCCAAAUGCUGCUCAGUUGGCUGCAGCUGCAGGUGCUCAAGUUUCAGUUUCCCAAAAGAAAAAUUCAUUCCUGACUGGUGGGUCAGGAGGGGGAUAUACAUUCUGGUAAUUGUAUAGAUGACAAUAAUUUGUAUCAGUGUUGUUUAUAGUGUGGCAGGAGUUUUGAGGUGAAGUAGUUUGUAUGCAUCACAUUUUGAUAGCAAACUAAUAUAGAUUAGAUAUUCUUUGAGCAAAAAUUGAGGUAAUCAAUUUCAUAUGGUUAUGAAUAAAUAAAAUUUCAAGUGGCUUGAUCAAGACCUGUAUUUAGGUCUGACUGUUUGGAUGAGGUGUUAGGUAAUUUGCUUUUGUUCAUCCAUGGUACUUUUGAGUUUCAUAACAUGAAGAAACUCGGUACCAAAAUGCAUAUAAACAUACCUGUACAUAUUGUUAACAAAAAUAUGUACAUUUUUGCUGAUGUAUAUAUUUUUGCAUGUAUUACUGUACUUAGUAUGUAAAUAUACAUGACUGUAUUGGGUGCAUCAAGAUUGCAAAAUACUCUGUGCAGGGAUUCUGUGAUUAUUAUUUUGUGACAUAUGAUGUCCAUUUUUAAUCAUGGAACUGAGACUUUUCGAUUCAUUUUCUUCCAUGUAAAAAAUGUAGAAUGGUUACCACAAAUGAAAUUUAGGUAAGUGUUUUUGUGACUAUUUAGAUAUAUAUACAGUAUAGAGGAAUUUAUAAGAGAGUUCAGAGCUCCGAAUAAAUAUAUCACUUAAACCUUUUCAUUAAUCUUUUUUUAUUGUCUUGAUUAAAGUUAAAUUGUAUUUGCCGAUAGUUUAAAUAACUUCGGUUUCAUGGUUAUAUAAUCACUCCUUUAUUGUAUUACUUAUGCAAAAUAAAAAUAAAUUAAUUUGG
Messenger RNA from Macrobrachium nipponense, 1632 nucleotides. RefSeq names its product DAZ-associated protein 2-like. NCBI's taxonomy places the organism in Eukaryota, Metazoa, Arthropoda, Malacostraca, Decapoda, Palaemonidae. The record is from RefSeq and is a predicted model, not a curated record.